This is a messenger RNA of Toxorhynchites rutilus septentrionalis, 839 nucleotides long. RefSeq lists its product as uncharacterized. Gene Ontology annotation, molecular function: protein dimerization activity. The coding region runs from base 16 to 723 and encodes 235 amino acids. The transcript is spliced from 2 exons. Lineage: Eukaryota; Metazoa; Arthropoda; Insecta; Diptera; Culicidae. The record is from RefSeq and is a predicted model, not a curated record.
AUAUGUACGAAAAAAAUGCAAGAGCAACAUGUCUCAUUGCCAGACUUUUACAUUGCUUGGUUCAUGGCUAUGAAUGAAGUUAGAAAAAUUAAAGAAAAUUUAUUUGUACCUGAUUUAUUAAAUUCGCUGAAGACUAGGUUGGCAGCUCUACGUAAGUCUAGAGCUUUUAAAAUGUCACUAUAUCUUGAUCCACGCAUGAAUUAUCAUGGGUCUACAUUUUUUCCACCUGAAGAGAAAGUGGAGAUACAGAGAUACAUUAAUGAAACAUGGCAGCGGAUUCACCAACUACAAUCGACAUCAUCAUCCUCCAUCAUGUCAAACGAAUCUUUAUCAGUAUCCGAAGGUAUUGAUGAUUUUGAUGAAUAUCUUACCGAGAUGUUCGGUGGAGCUGUGGACACGGAAAAUAGACCUCAAACAAAAUUUUUACAACAGCUUCAGUCGCUGGAUUUAGAACCACGUCAAAGUCACAGCUAUAACGUUUGGGAUCACUGGGUGAGCCGUAAGACAACGCAUCCAGAAUUAUAUGCAGUGGCCAUGGUUGUGCUGUCUACUCCAUCAAACCAAGUCUCCGUAGAGAGAGCCUUCAGCGUACUUGGUAUAGUACUCUCCAACCGUCGAACACAACUUGCAGAGGACACCUUGACAAAUAUCUUGUUGGUCAAGUUGAACAAAGCGUUGUUCCCACAAGCUAUUUCCUCAGCUUAUAAUUGGAAAGAAAUUUAAACAAAGGAUUGAUUUAGGCAGAUGUCCAUAAAUCAAAUGAUACUUGUCGUCCAAUUUUGUUGUUUUAAAUCUACAUAAAAAUAAAAAUAAUAAACGAGUUUUAUUCUCACAUCUAU